AUGAUGACGGGGUUUAGUUUUGUUCAUUUAUUUGCUCUGAAUUUUGUGAUGUUUCCAUGUGAAGGUAUAGGACUUUUUAUUACAUAGUAGAGAGUGAGAUACUGAAAAAUAUGUGGACAUAUUUUCCAUAUCUUCACCAGUGAGGAUAUCGAUCACGUGACUUUUAGUAUUUAUACAAUUUUUUGCUUCGGACUAUAUAAUAAACAGAACAUUACACGUUGGCUUGGAGAUAUGACUUUUAUCUUCUCGUGUUAAAAACAAUAUUUUACUCACUCGUAAAAUAUUGUUUUCACCACUCGAAGAUAAAAAGUCGUAUCUUCGCGCCGCCGUGUAAUAUCCUCUAUAUAUUCUUUUUUUGGCACAUUAGUCGUAUUUUAUUACACUGUCUACGAAAUAUCAGACAUAUACAAGGACUUAUGGGUAAUGCUCGCCAACUGGACUUUCUAGCUCUAUUAUUCUUUAAUUCUGAUAUUAUCAGUCUUUGAAACGGCAUUGAAAAUGUUUGUGUUGUUUAGGACAAAUCACUUCACCACUUGAUGGAACAAAUUUUACUUUUUUACCUGGGUCAAUAGCCAAAAUACAAUGGAAAUUUGGUAACGAUAUCAAUACAGUGCAGGCUCGGAUUUGGUAUUUCACGGGCAGCGACGGUUCAGAAAGCGUAAUUGCAAGAAUAUUUGUUGAUCGUGAUCCUAGGGAAGUACCAAACAACACGUUACCUGGAGUUACAAUAGAAAAGCCAGCAACACUGGUUUUAAAUAACGUUGAUAAACGUUAUAAUGGAAAAUACAGGUUUCAUCUUUUAGCAACAGGUGUAGGUGGUAACUUUCGUGUUGUUGUUUUUAUUGCAGGCAAGUUUAAUUUAAAUAAUCAAGUAAAGCCGCAGGUUUUCGCAAAAUUCCGGUAUAAUAUUUUUAUGGAGACAACAUCGUCGAAUGUUUUAUUUUCAACAACAGAAAUAUUGUUUUUGCUGUACAAUAUUAUAUAACAUUUUUAUGAGUAUUUUUAAGGCGGAUUUCCAUUCAGUGCAAAAUGUUCCGCGAUCGACUUUUUGCGAUCGCUUGCUUUUGAAAUACAAACUGUGAAGCGGAACAAUUAAUUUCAUUUGCUGUAAUUGACUGCACACAUUUCAAAAGAAAGCGAUCGCAAAAAGUCGAUCGCACAACAUUUUGUACUGAAUGGAAAUCAAGCCUUAAAGGGUUGCUUUUUGGCAUACAUGGUUAUCGAGAGAGCAUCUUCAAAUGUUUUGUUUCUUACCAACUUUACAAUGUUGUGUUAUGCAGCAGGCUUGCAAGACUGAAUAUUUUUGCAUAUUCUGAUAUUUGGUCUGACAAUGAUUAUAUUCAGACAUUACUUGCAUGGUAACAAAUUAAAUUAAACAUGAUAGAAAAUGUUGAUACCAGAGUUAAAAAUGCAGAUUGAAUGGAAAUGAAAGAAAUGCGGUUACAUUUUCAGGAUAGAACUGAAAAUGUUAAUGUAUAUGACUGAGUAAUUCUACACAUUCAUUGGAAAGUUCUGAAAAAUUAUAUUGGAUAAUGCUCAGAAUGCAGUUCUGUACACUGGAGCUCCAUAAGAAAAUAUCACUAGGAUUCCUUUUGACAUGUAAACAUUACAACCAUAAGCGUCACGGGUGUCACUUGAAAGUUAGCCCAAUUUUUACAAAAAACUGGAAGCUAAUUUUUUUGCAGACAAAUAAUACAAUGCUGAGUGAAUGCUGAACAUUUAUCAACUUUAAUAAGUCUCUUUCAUAAAUUUUUUUAUUCUUUGAUUUUUCGUUAGGUAUUUGUCAGCUUUACUCUAACCCAACGAAAUCAUUUUCAGAUCGACUUACCGUACAGGGCAUCAUUACAUUUCAGAAAAACCAAAUGUGACGUUCAGUUGUCCCAGUCGUACCACAGUAAAUGAAGGUGAUGACUUCACAUGCGUAUGUAGAGGUGAAGGUGGAAACCCUCCAGCCGAUGUAACUUGGUAUAAAGAUGGCAAGCACAUUGGUGGAACAGGAAAAGAAGAACAAAGAUUAAGUCUAAGUGACGUCAGUAGAACAGACAGUGGGACAUACGAGUGUAAAGCCCGAAGCCACACCGAUGACAGAUUUGCAGAUAAAAAAUCAAUCAAAGUAGAAGUUAAUUGUAAGUAUGAUUCAUAUCAGACCGCAUUACACAGUAUUUUUGGCCCUAUUUAAAUAUUGAUCGGCUGCCUAGUACUAGUGCUGCCUAUAUAACCCUAUAUUAGCUUAAAUAAAUAUGUAUUCUUGCAGUGUAACUGUAUGUUUAUAACUGCAUGUGUAGAAUUAGAGGUAAAUAACUGACGAUUCAAUUGAAAGAUUGUGUAACUGAAUUCGUCGGAAUGCAGUGACAUAAAACAUAGAACGAGGUCGGAAUGCAAUGACAUGGAACAUUGUAUGGAAUAGAUAGUAGAGCAUACAAGUGUAUAGUGUAUCCCAAAGCCACAAAAAUGUUUUCGGCAGCUUAACUUGAGUUUGCGGGUUAUAAAAAUGGCCAAAAACUUUAAUGAACAUGCUUUUUUGUUGUGACUGAAUAAAAACCAAACUAGCUUUAUAAGUCUUAUAACUUAUGUGUUUUCGAUAGUUUGUUGAUGAUGUCGUCCGAUGACUUUUAGCUAUUAUAAAUCUUUGAUAUAUAGUUAAUACGAAUUGCUGAAAACGGCCCAAUAAAUGACAUUGUAUACGUUCUGUUUGAAGGUCCUUAAGUUAGUAAUCUAGGAAAAUAAUGUAUCGAAACCAUACCUGAGAUAACAUCAUAAAACUCAAAUUUCUUCGUAUAGAUUCACCAGAAAGUACACGUUUGAAUUAUGAUGCUAAAUCACUUACCAUAACAUGUGACGGUGGUGAAGCUCGCCCUCCAGCAAGAUUUGAAAUAUUUUUCAACAAAACUAAAUUGGUCAUGAGGGGCAAGACGUAUACCAUACCUGGAAAUUAUACGUGUGAUGCAGUAAAUAUACUGGGAAGAAGUUCUUCAUUGUCCAAAUAUAUAUUCCCUGGAGGUAACAUUUUCCAUCUGAGUAUGAAUUUUUUGUAAGAAUUGCUCCAAACUGGGGUAUACUAUAAGGAUAAAGAACAGAUUGAUUUUUAUUUUAUGGUUUAUAUUUUUUAUUUUGAUAAAUAUAGUGCCAUCAACGACACGUCUACCAAGAACGUCAACGAAGCAAGGCAAUCAAACAGGUAAACACAAUUCCACAUGUAUAGAACUUUGUACCUAAAUAAUAACAAUAAGAAUUAAAAUUUGCUCGUGAAUAAGUUUCUUAAAAUCAACAAUGGUAGCUUAUACACACAUCAAGUCGCUGAAAAACUCCAAAUUAAUGCGUUGAUCCGUCCAUGCUCGUGCUGAAUUCAUCGUUAAUCUUAUCUAAUCCAAUAGGAAACUAAUUUAUUUUUAUUGUAUUAUCACUCACUCUCCUAAUUGUUCGCCAUUUAUUUUUGAUAAGUGAGUGACGAAAACAAGAGACGGCAAACACGAAACAAACAAACAAAAUAUACUUUCGCUUCUCUGGCUAAUUCCAUUAUACUUUUGCUCGAGUAUUCAGGAAUGGAGACAUUCCAUCCUCACCACGCAAGGUCCUCUGCACGUUGUUUUACUGCAGCUAGUGCUCUCUAAUAUGUUCCAAUGUUUUUCAUAAUUAGGCAAACCAUCUUCAAGUGACACCAGUUGUGGUACUGAAUGGUACAUUGUUGCGGUAUCAGUGGUGUCUGGAAUUGUCAUUGGAAUUCUUCUUUCCUACAUUGUCUGGUGUUCACAUCGUAAAUUUAGAAGUGGAAAACCUGAACGAAACCCUGAACUACGGACAACUGAAGCUGAUACAACUUAUCAAGAGCUUGAUCUUACAAAAAUAAACAAAGAAGAUAAUUAUCAAUCAUUACGAGUGAAUGCCGCAAGAAAUGAGGCUGCAAAUGACGAGGAGUCAACAUAUACUGAGUUGAGCAAGACCAGAGAUGAGGAGAACAAGUACCAAUCAUUAACUUAAUCCUGGAAUAUAUUUUUUAGGUUAAGGAAGCCUCUUCUUUAAGCAUCUCUAUAUAUAUAGGGGUCACAUGUGUCAGAUAUUUAAAACGCAGUGGCAACAGAAGCAUCUAUAGAAGUGUCUUUAAAGGCCAAGAAGGAGGUUUUUAUUCAACUUUCAAAAACUCAUUAAUAAUUCAUGAAGCAAUUAUCCAAUCUUGAGUAAGAAUUUAGUCACGUGCAUACGUCUUUAUACCAGCUAAAGAACACUUUAACAAAAGACAAUUGUUAUGCAAAC
This is a messenger RNA of Paramuricea clavata, 4251 nucleotides long. The record is from the annotation of a GenBank genome assembly. NCBI's taxonomy places the organism in Eukaryota, Metazoa, Cnidaria, Anthozoa, Malacalcyonacea, Plexauridae.